ACCAAAACAAAUAUUUUCUCUCCCACUGCCGCCCCCUUUUACACUAGCUAGUUCUGUAAUCACCCGACGACAUGCCUGACCUACGACGGCGUCUACCCUGAGGAAGCCAGCCACAGGUAAACCCCAUCUAUACGCAGACUAUCCGAAAGAGAGCCGUCGUCGUCGUCGGUGUAAACACACGUUUACUACCUCCUAGGUACUGUACUAUACGUGCAUCCAUUAGACCAUGAGAAUCGGUAUAUCGGCAUCGCUCUCAUCCGUCGUCGGCUCUUUAGCAGUUCCAGUAUUUGUGAAACAUUGGCCGAAUGUAGACCUACCUAUUCGUGACCAAAAUCUAACCGUGUCCUAAUUCCUGGAAUCGAAAACCAUUACUGUGCGCGUUUUGGUAGGGAAAUUGUUUCCGUUUUCCUGGACCAAAGCCCUAGAGUUCUAUAGGUUUUUAGGAAGUGCAACUGCUUAGUAAUCAUUAUGAGUAAAAAUCGACCAUUCAGGGCACAGCUGCCCCGAAAACCAGCAGCUGGGGACGAAAUUGUGAUACGAGGCAAGCUGAAACACAACGCUAGGUGGUUCUCGGUUAACUUUUGCCUGCCCCGACCUCCUCACGUGCCAGACGAUCAGACUCCGCCCUUUAUCGCGUAUCACUUCAAAACAAUCUUCCACGACGAUGGGAGCAGUGCGGUAAUACACAAUUACAAGAACGAAGUUUGGCAGGCGGAAAGCGUCGAACAGAACUACUGGAUGAUGGACCGAAACGAAAAGUUCACGCUAAUAUUCCGAUUCCACGACGAGGUCUUCAAGGUUUUCGCAGAGGAUACGCAACACACACCGGACUACGAGUUUACCCACCAGAUACCAUUCGAUAUGGUGGAGCAGAUCGAAUUGUGGGACGAUAUCGAGUUUGUCGAAGAAAUUGCCUUCCGCUACCAGCAUGACGAUAUAGAUCACUGAGUAGCUCUACUGAUUGGAUCAACUUAUGCUAUCAUACCAAAAAAAACGUAGAACAAGAAUCUUAUUCCUCGCAGCCGCGUUUCGGGAAGAACGACGGAAAAAGAUGAUGUUUGGUUUUUGGUCACGAAACGAAAUCGGUCUGAAUAGACGCAAAAAUUAAACAGUGGGCGAACAUCACGUUUUCUAGUCAUCCGCUUAGUUACCAAAUGUAACCCAUACAUAAAACAAACGAGACAUGUCCCGGAGAAAUUGAUUUCCAAGAAUCGAUGAAACUAGUUCAGCUGAAUCGAUGCAAACAAUCAAUUUUAUCUGUUCUAUGAAACAUCACCAAUAUUUGAUGCAAUAGAAACACUUAAGACGCUAGCCGAUAAAAUGCUUCAAAUUGAUGCAACCAACGGGAAAUGACACGCCUUAAAAGCAAACUAACCUUAAAACAAACAAAUGUGCACCUUUAAGUGAAUGCGCUUUUUAUUCGUAAUCGGUAAAAUAUGUACCUACAUACCUGUCUGUAGCACUAAAUAGGAAGAUAAGGAUUGCCUACCAUAUACGAUAAGUGCCUCUAUCUACGAUAGAUUUGUUGUUUUUGUCUAUAGAUAACCGAUAAAUAAAUAAAUCAAAGGGAAUAUACAACACAAA
Uranotaenia lowii is the source of this 1584-nucleotide messenger RNA. RefSeq names its product 32 kDa beta-galactoside-binding lectin lec-3-like. The record is from RefSeq and is a predicted model, not a curated record. Gene Ontology annotation, molecular function: galactoside binding; carbohydrate binding. The coding region runs from base 469 to 948 and encodes 159 amino acids. NCBI's taxonomy places the organism in Eukaryota, Metazoa, Arthropoda, Insecta, Diptera, Culicidae. The transcript is spliced from 3 exons.